Egretta garzetta (little egret) is the source of this 5036-nucleotide messenger RNA. RefSeq names its product phosphatidylinositol-4-phosphate 5-kinase type 1 alpha (gene PIP5K1A). The record is from RefSeq and is a predicted model, not a curated record. Gene Ontology annotation, biological process: phosphatidylinositol metabolic process. NCBI's taxonomy places the organism in Eukaryota, Metazoa, Chordata, Aves, Pelecaniformes, Ardeidae. Gene Ontology annotation, molecular function: phosphatidylinositol kinase activity.
UAAUAUGUAUUGAAAUGAGAACUUUGAUCACUCGAUAAGGGGAUCAGAAGGCUGCUGGAUUUCGCUGUUAAGUACCUCUGUUCCUUCUGCUGAAAUGCAGUUUUUGUAGAGCUGUAGUGCUUGCUGAAAUCACAGCGUGAGUCUUUACACCGCUUGUAACAGGCGAGCGGAAGGGGCUUCUCUGAGCGAGCGGUGGGUGGACCCAGAACCACGGCGAGGAUUAUAUGUGGUAAUGCUUAAUCUGGUAAAACAAUUACUGGCUGGGGGGGGAAGCCAGCCUGUGCUUACUGCGUGGUACGACGGGGGUGUUGCUUUUGGGUGGGGGCAGUUUUAUAAAGCUGUGGUCAUGGCUCCCACAUUAAAUUUAAAAAAAAAAAAAAAAAAAAUUGUCGCUGUGUCUGAAGUAGGAAGGAAAACAAAAUGAAAGAGCUUGUCUGGCUUUCUGGGCUGGAGGCAGAGAGCACAUCGCUGUUUUAUGCAUCUGCCUGGCGGGGGCAGUGUCCCUGUCCUGGGAGCUCUUGGCCUCACUGGUGUGGGUCUCAGCCUGGCUGGUGGCUUUGUGGUGUAGGCGGACAUCGCAGAGGGGCGGUGUCAUCUAAUGGCUUUUUUUUUUCCUUACUGCAUCCAAAAAAAAACCAAGACGAGAAUCCAGGCCUAAAAGAUAGAAGUUAGUACAUGGCCUCACAGAGAUUUAGCACCGUGGUAAUAAGAAAAUUCCUGGGUUUGGCUUCAAGUUGAUGUUUUAGGCCUUUUAAUAAAAGGUCCUGGAAAUAAUUUUAAGAUAAAGCGUGCUCAGCGCAUCUACUGAAACACUGCAGAACACUUGGCCCUCCCAGCUCUAAUUAAUAGAUGGCAGUAAUCCUGCGAAGCCAUGUAACUCCGUCGCAGGCAGGGAAGUGGCGGAUCCCACCGCUGAAGGUGGUCCUGCAUGUUGGUGUGGAGCCAGAGGAGCGCUGGAAGCCAGCUCAGCGGGGCAGAGCGGGCCCUAGCCCGUAGCAUCAGCACAAAACUGAGUUUGGCUGGCGAGCGGAUCAUCUACUUUCAAAAAGUCGCUCACCCCCGAGAUGCCAGGUGGUUCUGGGCAGCCAGGCUCACAGACGAUAAAGAAAGGGCACAGAGGAGUAGACUCCACGGGUGAGACUACCUAUAAAAAGACGACAUCGUCUGCCUUGAAAGGUGCCAUUCAGCUGGGCAUUACACACACAGUUGGAAGCUUGAGCACCAAACCCGAAAGAGAUGUUCUCAUGCAAGAUUUCUACGUAGUAGAAAGUAUUUUCUUCCCAAGUGAAGGGAGUAACCUGACCCCCGCUCAUCACUACAACGACUUUCGGUUCAAAACCUACGCUCCAGUGGCCUUUCGCUAUUUCCGGGAGCUCUUUGGGAUCCGACCAGACGACUAUCUGUACUCGCUCUGCAAUGAGCCGCUCAUUGAACUUUCAAACUCUGGGGCCAGCGGAUCCCUCUUCUAUGUAUCCAGUGAUGAUGAGUUUAUCAUCAAAACGGUUCAGAACUACAAAGAGGCUGAGUUCUUACAGAAGCUGCUGCCUGGCUACUACAUGAAUUUGAACCAGAACCCAAGGACGCUGCUACCAAAGUUUUACGGUUUGUACUGUGUCCAGGCUGGAGGCAAAAACAUUCGCAUUGUCGUGAUGAACAACCUACUGCCACGGUCUGUCAAAAUGCACCUGAAAUAUGACCUGAAGGGCUCCACCUACAAACGCCGAGCAUCCCAGAAGGAGCGGGAGAAGGUCUUCCCAACAUACAAGGACUUGGAUUUUAUGCAGGACAUCCCUGAUGGCCUCUUCUUAGACUCUGACAUGUAUAAUGCUCUGUGCAAGACGUUACAGAGAGACUGUUUGGUCCUGCAGAGCUUUAAAAUCAUGGAUUACAGCUUGCUUGUUGCAAUCCAUAACAUCGAUCUGGCACAGAGAGAGCACGCGAUGGCAGAUGGGACAUCCCAGACAGAUAUGCGGCGACCCGCUGCCCAGAAGGCCCUCUACUCGACAGCCAUGGAAUCCAUCCAAGGAGAGGCCCGGCGAGGUGGCACCAUAGAGACAGAUGACCAGAUGGGAGGCAUUCCAGCCCGCAACGCAAAGGGGGAGAGGCUGCUGCUGUUCAUCUGCAUCAUCGAUGUGCUGCAGUCCUACCGGUUUGUCAAGAAGCUGGAGCACUCUUGGAAGGCCCUUGUACACGAUGGGGACACUGUAUCUGUGCACAGACCCAGCUUCUACGCCGAAAGGUUCCAACGGUUCAUGUGCAACACAGCGUUCAAGAAAAUACCACUAAAGCCAUCCCCUUCUAAGAAGAGCCGGUCUGGCACAACAGUUCCUCGGCGGAGCUGUCAAGGAGGAGUGCCUUCACAGUCGCACAUGUCCUGUGAGACAAAAGCACAAGUAACAGCAGAGGCGGAUAUAGAGCAAGGUUCCCACCUUGGUCGCCCAGAUCUCCUGCCCAGGACCCUGCCAGUAGACGAAGCUAACAGUGACUCCAUCGCAACAACCCUGUCCACUUCUUCCUUGGGCAGCGGAGGCCUCAACUCGCCCGCAAAUAGGUCAGAAGCAGCGAGUCGCCAGUUAGAGAGCUCGGCAGAGGAGGAAGCCAGAGCAGCUCGGAGUAACCGGGCACAUAGCGGCUCCCCAGGGCCUUCCAUACCCGAGCGUUCCGCAGAGCUGAGAGAGCAGCUCGAAGACCUGCAAGAGACGGAGAUAAGCUUUUGAAGCAACGCUGAGACCGCCGCGGUGGAAGCUGAUUGUUCUGUGCUCUGCGUGGUCUGUGGAGUCUGACAAACGUUCAGCCCCUGUUGCUGAUUCAUUAUAUAUAUAUAUAUUUUUUUUUUUUUGUAAAGAAAUCUUCUCUGGACAGAAACCGAAAAGCUGGAAGGCUGGGCUACACUUAGUGGGAUGGUAUUAACAAAGGCCGAGCCAGCACAGCUGAGCCUCGGACACCUGGAAUUCUCCGUACAGCAGAGCCCACCACUGUGUCCCCGCUGUCCUCCUCUCUUUGAAGCCCGGCGGGAGCAAAGCCGGCUGUCGAGAGGAGGAGGAGGAACUGCUCUGUUUGGGCUGAAGCCCUCUGGAAAAGGGAUCUGACUUUCAGGGAGUUAGCUGCUUACGAUGCCGACACCAGAAACCUAGCGAGAACGGGCGACUCUUUGGAGUUACUGGAGGGGAAACGGGCAUUAGAGCCUCCUUGGGGCAGUUUGCGACAGAGCAAUGUGGUUUUAUUUUGUAUUUUAAACGAGUUUUUAAUUUAAAUGCAUCUCUGAAUUCAGUCAUAUCACUUCUUUUUAGUCCUGCAAUAUAGUAAUUUUUUUUUUUUAAUAAAUAGGGUUUUUUUUUUUUCCAGUGUUCCACCAUAAAGUAUCUCACAGGAGAGCGGCAGAGAAGGGGGAGCAGAAGCUGCGCUGACUGUGGAUGUGCUCCUCUCCCCCGCCAGCCGCUCCUGGCUGCCGGAGCCGCCUCCGUUUUCAAUCUUGCAUCGCCCCGAGACAGCGACGAGGAGAGCUAGCUGCUGCGCUGUCUCGCUCGGAGGACCUUGAAUGUGCAAAGGUUUUAAGACGUCAGGGAGGUUUUGGAUUGCUUUGUCCCCUGGUUUUUAAACUAAGCCCUUUGUCCCUCCCCCGCCAAGCAGGGAGUCGCGGGUGAAGGGAGACCUUUCCAAGGGGCACACUUUUUUUAAUGUAUUUCUUAAGCAAACGGACCAAACCCAGGCUGCUCCGUUCCCUUCCCCUGCCCUCCGUCCUGCUGUGGGCACCAUGUGCAAAAACCCUUCCCGAUUUUAUAGCUCGGCUCCCUUUUGAUAUCUUGCCUGUAUCGUAGCCGCGGUCGACACCGGUGCUCCCGGCGGCUUGAAGCCGCAAUCCCUACCUAAACGGCUGCCUGGUGUUGGGACGGACGUCUGCCCCCCACAAAAGUGUGGGGCGUUUGGAGUCCGAUUUUAAGCAAAAUAAUAAGCUGGAAGGAGGGAUUGUUCCGCUGCCGUUCCCCUGCGGUGAUGCCUGGCCCACGCCAGCUGCAGAUGCUUCUCUGGAGCUCUCAGAGCAGAUGUUGGACUGAUCUUUAUUUUCACUAAAUGCUUUUUUAAAGAAAUGAAGUGACUCUUCCCCGUGUUCCUGGUGGGUCAGAAUCCUCCCUUCUUUUUUAUAUAUAUAUAUUAAAAAAAAAAAAAAGUAAUUUAAAGUUUGCUCUUGCAGUAGUGCAAGGGGUUUCUACGCUAAUUAGCAAUGAUUGCUAAGGAAACAAAGAAUGUAGUGGUGUAGAAAGGGAUUUUUUUAGUUGCUGUUUCAGAGCCAAGUCUCUUCCCACCUUCCACUUCAGGCUUCUAAAGCGGAUGCGACACGAGCUGAUAUUUUUUAAGAAAAAGCAUUUUUUUUUUUAAAAUCCUGUUUGUUGGUUUGGUUUUUUUGUUGGUGUUUUUUUUUUUUUUCUGAAAGACCAAGCGGAAUGGCCUUACUCCGGGUAUCCGGAUCCCCAGGGGGCUGCUGGAGCGCGAGGACAGUCGCUGUUCACAAACUGUUUGGUUCUCAAGGGCUCUCAAACCUUUCGACACCGAUUCACGUCACGCCGAGACCCGUCAGUGGGAGGAAGAUCGGCUCGGGGCCGCCCGCGCCGCCUCUGCUGGAUCUUCCCGUCUCCCUCCCCCGUACCUCUGGCUCGAUCCAGCAGGUUACGCUCUAUCGCUGAAGUCACUGUCUAUAUUAGACGCUUGUUUCUUACCUUCCCUCCUAACCUGUAUUUGUGGUUUGGUUUUGGUUUUUUUUUUUUUUUUUACCAGGAGACAAGAAAGCCAAGUCUCAAUUUUUUUUUUUUUUCAUGGUUUAAUAUUUAUGAAGUUGUAUUUAAGUGUUGGGUUGUUUUUUGUUGGUUUUUUUUUUUUUUUUUUCCGGGGAUAGUUAUUCAGCGAGUCGGGAGGUGUGUGUGGGGGGGUGGCCUUUCUAUAUCGACCUCUGCUUUGUAUUGGGUUUUCAGAACUGCUUUGGUUUUCACGUGCGCGUGUUUCAAAGGGCCGCCCGCCGGCUUUUCAUGGCUUUUAAAAAC